Messenger RNA from Athene cunicularia (burrowing owl), 1064 nucleotides. RefSeq names its product mitochondrial ribosomal protein S7 (gene MRPS7). Gene Ontology annotation, cellular component: ribosome. The transcript is spliced from 4 exons. Gene Ontology annotation, biological process: ribosomal small subunit assembly; translation. Bases 34 to 492 code for a protein of 152 amino acids. Gene Ontology annotation, molecular function: rRNA binding; mRNA binding; structural constituent of ribosome. The record is from RefSeq and is a predicted model, not a curated record. NCBI's taxonomy places the organism in Eukaryota, Metazoa, Chordata, Aves, Strigiformes, Strigidae.
CCAACCAGCUCCAGCUCUGUGUUCAGCGACCCUAUGGUCAGUAAAUUCACCAACAUGAUGAUGAAGGGUGGAAAUAAAGUGCUGGCCAGAAGCCUCAUGUCUCAGACUCUAGAGGCCAUUAAGAGGAAGCAGCUGGAGAAGUACCACAAAGCUCCAGAAGAUGAGAAGGAGACAAUUGAAUGCAAUCCUUAUGUCAUUUUCCAUCAGGCUCUGAAAAAUUGCCAGCCCAUCAUUGGGCUCAGCAACAUCACUAAAGGAGGCAAAACCUACCAGGUCCCAGUCCCUCUGAAGGACAGUCGGAAGCGCUUCCUGGCCAUGAAGUGGUUAAUCACUGAGUGCAGGGAGAACAAGAGCCGUCGGAUGCUGAUGCCGGAGAAGCUCUCCCUGGAGCUGCUCCAGGCCUUCAACAACGAAGGGCCCAUCAUCAAGAAGAAGCACACGCUGCACAAGAUGGCAGAGGCCAACCGGGCUUACGCCCACUUCCGCUGGUAGUAGGGACUCUGCCCUGGACACGGUGCCACCAGCCCCACAGCCUGGUGAGCAGAGCCCCAGGGCCUGGGAGAAGCUGGGCAGAAGAGGGAAAGGUAGAAGAUCCCUUCCAGACAGCUUCUGAACUAAACCAGGGAAAGCUCAUCUGAUCCCCACAAGGUUCACUGCCUUUGUGCUUGUUUGGAUGAGGAAAGGGGAAAUCUGAAAGAGUUACCGACCCCUGCACGGAUGCUCUAGUUAUUUCAUAAUCACUUUCCUGUGAAGACAAGCCUUAGAUGUUUUCCUUCGAGCAAUGAUGUACAAAAUAAUCUUCCACUUACCUGUUUCCUGGGGACUUUUAAGUCUCUCUGCUCCUGUAAUCGUCAAUGUUUUUGGCUGCACAGCUAAGAGCAGAGCUGGAUUUUUUUUUUUUUUUUCACAUUAUAACCAGCCUUAGUGGCAUUAGUAUGAAAGGCAAUAAAAGGCCCUUUUUGAUUUUUGGUUCUGGUCAUCAGCAAUGUUGUCUGCACAGAUUUGAUGGGAAUGUUAACAGAAAAAAUAAAACCAGUUUUAUGGGGAAGGUUUCUUGAUUCCAA